This is a messenger RNA of Grosmannia clavigera kw1407, 2253 nucleotides long. Its product is annotated as glycosyl transferase, family 8. Gene Ontology annotation, cellular component: cytoplasm. The record is from RefSeq and is a predicted model, not a curated record. Gene Ontology annotation, molecular function: glycosyltransferase activity. The transcript is spliced from 7 exons. Bases 1 to 2253 code for a protein of 750 amino acids. NCBI's taxonomy places the organism in Eukaryota, Fungi, Ascomycota, Sordariomycetes, Ophiostomatales, Ophiostomataceae.
AUGGCCCAACAAGACGGAGAAGAUGUUUAUGCCACGCUGCUCCUGACCGACUCAUACCUUCCAGGAGCACUGGUUCUUGCCCACUCUCUUCGCGAUGCCGGCACGACCAAAAAACUGGCCGUGUUGGUUACCGCCGACACGGUCUCCAACGAAGUCGCCGGCCAGCUCAGGAAUGUGUUUGACUACGUCAUACCAGUCACUCGCAUCAGGAACGUUGUGUCGCCCGCCAACUUGGACCAGAUGAACCGUCCCGACCUGCACUCUGCUUUCACCAAGAUUCACCUUUGGAAUCAGACUCAGUUCCGCAAGAUCGUCUACAUCGAUGCCGAUGUGGUGGCUUACCGGGCUCCGGACGAGCUCUUCGACCUGCCCAAUGCUUUUGCCGCUGCCCCCGACAUUGGCUGGCCCGAUCUCUUCAACACUGGUGUCAUGGUCAUCACUCCCGACGUUGGCGAAUACAACACCCUUCUUGAGAAAGCCCAGAAUGGUAUAUCCUUUGACGGCGCGGACCAGGGCCUCCUCAACAUCCACUUCAAGGGCAACUUCCACCGCCUGUCUUUCACGUACAACGUCACGCCUUCUGCCCACUACCAGUACCUCCCAGCCUACAAUCACUUCCGGUCCAGCAUCAACAUGGUCCACUUCAUUGGAACCAACAAACCUUGGGUCCAGGGCCGUGGAGUGUCUACUGGUAGUACGGCGUACGACGAGAUGGUGGGACAGUGGUGGUCUGUAUACGACCGUCACUACAGCAAGGCCGCGCCCGAACUUGUUCAAUACUUUGUGAAGGGCGAAUUCAAACCUACUGGCACAUUCAAACUAACAGCAGACGGACAAACUUAUAACUGGGGAAGCACGUCUUACGGUCAGCAUCAUGAAGCACAACCACCUUCCUUCACCCAGCACCAGCACCAGCACCAGCACCAGCAACAAACCCCAUUCCAAGACAGCAAUGGCGAGAACCAGGAUCCCAGUGGACACCAGGAGCCUGGGGAAAUCCGGAAGCACGGCAAAUCCCCAGGCAAUCACGACCAUUGCUCGCAUACUCACAACACCCCGCAUUUCGGCUUGCCGAUUUCGUCUCCCUCUUUAACGAUUAUGGAAACUGAGAAUCGAGAAGACCAGAUACAGGCGUCUAUGCAUUAUGGCUGGGAUGCUCAAAGACAACCGCCGCCAGUGAACGCCAGGCCAGAGGCACUGAACCUGCCCCGAACCCAUUACGAGAUGUCCCAGGACACGAAUCAAUUUGUGGCCCCCCGGAGCUACCCAAGCCCGCCACACAACAUGUACGACAUUCCGACAGGAGCACACCAGAAACCUCACACAGUAUUCCCUUGGGAGGGCCAUCAACCGGCACCCACGCGUGUCUUUGCCGAACCAGCGCCCCCGCCACCGCAUGAAGCCCCAGUCGAAGAACAGUCGAGUCAGUCUGGACUCUACUCCGACCAACUACAGGAGGAACUGGGAACUGAGCCAUCCGUGACUUCAGGUUCUCCAUCAAUCGGCCCACAGACUGAGCCGACUACACCAACCACGCCUACUGCUCGCCAGUACCCCCCCGCUGAUCCCUGGGCGUCCUACACUCGGACAAAUGCCUGGGAUGACGUGCCGCAGAUUGAGCGGUACGUCGACAGCUUCCAGAAGCAGCACCUACGUGCUCGUAGCCGUGGACAGGUCCCCGGCACUAUCCAGCCAAAAACCAGUGCCGAUAUGGUGACAGGAUCUGGAGGCGGAAUUGGCGAGCAGCAUGGCUCAAGAGUCACCGACUUUCCGAGCGAGGCUGAAAGACCCAGUCUGCCAGUCACACCAGCACCGGUCCGUCGGCCCAAGUACUGGGCUGGUGACGGCCCUGGCUUUGGUGUCAACGGUGACGCGGAUGCUGUCAAUCACUUGCUGCCGGCUGCCGAUGGUGUGCCGCAGCAGAGUGACUGGGAUCCUGUAGCGCAGUUGCAGAAGCUUGCGAAGCAGCAGUCGAAGGCACUGCUGAGGAGGCUGGGACCAGAGGAUGGAACUGUCACUAGCAUAGAGGAGGACAUGGCCGGGACGGGUGUGCGUGUUGUGAGUCCCAAGCCAGUCAAGCCUAGUGCUUUGAAGACGAACUUUGUCCGCAACUUGGGCGGUGACAACAUCACGAUUGUGGAUCCCUCUUACAUGGGACCGGGGAUUUCUUUUGAGAAGGACGAGGGAUUCCUGAGCCACGGCAUGGCAGCAGCCUUGCCGUCGGAAGAGGAUAUGGAUGUUUUGGACACUUGA